Messenger RNA from Drosophila sulfurigaster albostrigata, 1095 nucleotides. RefSeq names its product ras-related and estrogen-regulated growth inhibitor. The transcript has 5 exons. Gene Ontology annotation, molecular function: GTP binding; GTPase activity. The record is from RefSeq and is a predicted model, not a curated record. Lineage: Eukaryota; Metazoa; Arthropoda; Insecta; Diptera; Drosophilidae. The coding region runs from base 24 to 1022 and encodes 332 amino acids.
UCUCCGUUGUGGAGUGAAGUGAAAUGAAUGCCACCUCGCCAAAGUCGUCGCUGGUCAAGCUGGGCCUGCAUACCAAUAAACAAAAGACACUGAAGGUCAUGGUGCUCGGCCAGAGCGGAGUGGGAAAAACGGCCAUGGUGGUGCGUUUUAUCACCCGCCGUUUUAUUGGAGAAUAUGAUCCAAAUCUAGAGAAAAUCUAUACCUGCCAAACAACGUUGGACAAUGAGGCGAUACAGUUCGAUAUACUGGAUGCCACCGGACAGCUGCAUGAACUGGAUGGAGUUAGUCUGGAGUCGAACAUACGCUGGGCGGAUGCAUUUAUACUCGUUUACUCCAUCACAGACAAGUGCUCCUUUGACGAGUGCAGUCGACUGAAGUUCCUCAUCAACUACAACAAACGUCGACGCAAAUUGGGUUCCACCAGCAAGGAUUAUGCUUUGGAUAUACCCGUCAUACUGGUGGGCAACAAGACAGAUCAGACGGGAGAUCGAAUGGUCAGUUUGGAGGAGGGACAACGUCGGUUUCGUGAGCUCUCCUGCGCCUGCUUUCAUGAGAUAUCCGUUAGGGAGAGUGUUGAUCAGGUGCAGAACGUGUUUCGCGAUGUGUUCCGCUUCUGGCGUGUGUUCAGCAAAUUCCCCAAGCUCAAACGUUCCACCAGCGAUGUGGCAAAUGCCGCAGAUGGCAUCCUGACGCCUCCCGAUUCUGGUUCAUGUUCCUUCUACGACACAACGUCGCUGGCCGUGACGCGUCGCUCGUUCCUUCUCAUUGGCAGUGCCUGCCAGGAGGAAGGCAGCGUCCACGGCGAUCACACCGAGUCCACGGACGACAUCGCGAGCAGCAGUCUGGGCAGCUCACGAAGCGACAUCGAUGCUCCGUUCCGGAAUCGCGCCUCCACCGAUGGCACGCUGUUGUCGAGACCGAGACGUUGGCGCUAUCCGCCACCUGGUUGCCUCUUGCCGCACACGAAUCGAGUAGAGAGGCGCAUGAGCAUCUCGACGAGGGGCAGCAACGCCAGCUACUGACCACUAGAUGGCGCUAUUCCCAUAUUUAGUUAGUUCAAUUGUUCCGCCAAAUAUAUUUAUAGCUAAAUGUUGA